Pimephales promelas (fathead minnow) is the source of this 2460-nucleotide messenger RNA. It is a transcript of the gene iglon5, whose product is annotated as IgLON family member 5. NCBI's taxonomy places the organism in Eukaryota, Metazoa, Chordata, Actinopteri, Cypriniformes, Leuciscidae. The record is from RefSeq and is a predicted model, not a curated record.
GAAGCGAUGCACAGUGAUUCUGAUUCACUGAACUGAUCGUCAGAGCUCACAACAUCCCACUAAACCAUCCGAACUGUCGUGUUCUCGUUUUCUGUGCAUGCUCUUGCUUUGAGUAUACAAAUCCGAGGAGGUAUACGUUAUAAUUUUCUUUUUUUUUUUUUCGCGCAAGGAUUUAUUUACACAUCCUCUGGCACUCCAAACGCCAACAGAUUGUGUUUGGUCUCCUUGCAAAGGGUCACUUGGGAGAACCGAGCCGUCUUGUGGCACUCCUGGCACACUUGGAAGAUUUGUGGACUGCGGACGUUUCGUCAAAUUGGACACAGGGACGGACAACUGCGGUUUAUGCGUGUUCCCGUUCAUAGAAGAUAAAAACGGACUGUUGCUGCAAGAACUGACGCUGAGAAAUAAGAAAGCAUCAACUCAAACAUGAGCUGCGCAAUGUUGCGACACGCGCUCGCUUUGCUCUUGGCGUUGCUGUGGAAAGGACCCAGCGGUGCUCAGGCGGCCGAGUUCGGACACUUGCCCGACAACAUUACCGUGCUGGAAGGAGAAAGCGUCAUUUUGAGAUGCAAGAUAGAUGAGGAGGUCACUCACAAGGCAUGGUUGAACCGCUCCAACAUCUUAUUCACGGGCACAGAUAAGUGGUCCCUGGAUCCCCGCGUCUCCCUGGUGAACAACAACAACAGCGACUUCUCCAUUAAGAUAGAGAGAGUGAUGGUGGCCGACGAGGGACCCUACGCGUGCAGCAUCCAGGCCAGAAACCAGCCUUGGACGGCCCACGUCUACCUCACCGUGCAGGUGCCGGCCCGGAUAGUGAACAUCUCGCAGGAUAAGUCGGUGAAUGAAGGCGAUGACGUGAACCUCUUUUGCCUGGCGGUCGGCAAACCAGAGCCCACUGUGACCUGGAAGGACUUCAGAUACGGUCUCAUGAGCGAGGGCGAAUUCUUGGAAAUCACAGAAAUCAAGCGGCAUCAAGCGGAGGAUUUUGAAUGCAUCACCAACAACGGUGUGGCGCCGCCAGACACACGCCGAGUCAAGGUCACAGUCAACUAUCCACCGACAAUUACAGAUGUAAAGAACAUGCCUGCCCAGCUGGGGAAAACUGCGAUUCUGCGCUGUGAAGCUAUGGCGGUUCCUACCGCGUCCUUUGAAUGGUACCGGGACGACCGAAGGCCGGUAGAAAAUGAUAACACGCUGAAGAUUAAAAACGAGAAAACACGUUCCCUGCUGCUCUUCACCAACGUCACAGAAAAACACUUUGGCAACUACACCUGUUUCGCCUCCAACCGCCUCGGGGCUUCCAAUGCCAGCAUGUUACUCUUCAGGCCCGGGGCGGUGUACGGCGGAGGAGCGUCUCUGAACGGACGUUUAUCAGGAGUCGGUCUGUGGUUCUGCCUCUCCAUCUCUGUUCUGAUGAAGGUCUAAAACUUUCCCGCUUCGGCAGGAGUCUUUAAAUACGAACCCAUCACUGUGAACAAAAAGAAAUUAUGCAUUAAUCCAGGAGCCAUCGCUACAUCACCCGAUCAUUCCUUUCUCUUCCUCGUUCCCAUUCACGCCCGGUCGCAUAUCACGCUUCAUAUCCCCCAACGACGGUCAACCUUUUAACGUCCAAACCUGAUGUGAACGACAAGUGUGUCUCUUGAUGUGCGUGCUGGACAUGCUGGUCGUAACGUGACGGUGUUGACGACGAUGUUCGGAUGACCCUCUCGGAGCCGUUUCACCAGCGGGCCCGUCGGCCGUUGACCCUCGGAUCCGAACGCGGAGAUCUGAGCUGAGCGGCGGUGCAUUCUGACUAUGAAUGAUGUCAAACCACGUGUUUUUCUUUCUAGCGAGGGUUAGCAGGUGUGUCAUCUCGUGCCCAAAGCGAACAUCUGACCCGCGUCCAGCCCAUCACUCAGUGUAAAUAUAUAUGCAGUAGAGGCCACUCAUUUCCCCGUUUCCCAUCAGCCUCUCUGUUUCAGCCUUUCGGCUCGGACGAUAUCGCUGCCUUUAAGUCACGUUGGAAUGAUCGUAUUUACGAGAUGACCACCAAAAUGUCAUUAUUAGUGCUUAAACGUCUUGUGUUUGACGGGAAGUUAAAACAUUUAAAUACUUUUCAACUUUGCGAAGUGGAAAUGAAAAACUCUGGUUUAGUCAAUCAAAUAAAAAUGACAGCUGUAGACUUUAUUCAUGUACUAAAAACAUUCGCAAACACGGCUUAGAUGAGUGAGAAACGCGAGUGAAAGAAAUAAGUUGCGCAAAAAACAAUGCGAAUGCAUCAUGAUUACGUACAAACUCGUAAGUAGGAACUUUCCGCAAGGACUUGAAGACAGCAGAAGUUUCUGGCGUCUCCUGCCCUGAAACAGUUCAUCGACUUCUUGUUGCUUGUGGAUAGCAUGUACCGGUUAGAAUUGUCCCUCUUGUGACCUCACUUCCUGCACCGCCCCCGUUUUAACCCCCCCUGCACUGUGUACAUUUUAA